Molecule: messenger RNA, 3079 nt
Organism: Dromaius novaehollandiae (emu)
Lineage: Eukaryota; Metazoa; Chordata; Aves; Casuariiformes; Dromaiidae
Gene: ACKR4
Product: atypical chemokine receptor 4
Exons: 2
Coding region: 49-1254 (401 amino acids)
Biological process (GO): cell chemotaxis; calcium-mediated signaling; immune response
Cellular component (GO): membrane; external side of plasma membrane
Molecular function (GO): C-C chemokine receptor activity; C-C chemokine binding; scavenger receptor activity
Source: RefSeq, a predicted model, not a curated record
AGAAGGGUUUUCAGAAAAGCAGGACUCUUUUCUUAGUGGCAAGUUAAAAUGAAAGUGCAACUGACUUCCAGACGAGGGUGUGGUGCUGGAAGACAAAAUGUAGUGUGUCAGACCAACUCAGACCAUUUCACUGAAGUACAUCUCAAUUGCAGUACCUGCUACCAGUCUGCUGACAAAAGUUUUGCCAUGGGCUGGGAUACAAACAACUCAACUGAUUACUGGAUUGAGGACGAGGGUGAUCUCACUCAGAUAGAUUACAACACAUAUGAGUUGCUUUGUGAAAAGGAUGAUGUAAGAAAUUUCAGUAAAUUAUUCCUCCCUGUGUUCUAUGCAUUAGCUUUCACAGUUGGAGUUGCUGGAAAUUCAUUAGUGGUAGCAAUUUAUGCCUACUGCAAGAAACCAAAGACUAAGACAGAUACGUACAUCAUGCAUCUGGCCAUUGCUGAUUUGCUCUUGCUCUUCACUCUCCCUUUUUGGGCUGUGAAUGCAGUGCAGGGAUGGGAACUUGGAAACGCAAUGUGCAAGCUCACUACUUCUUUAUACACCAUGAAUUUCAGCUCUGGCAUGCUGUUCCUGGCUUGCAUCAGUGUGGAUAGAUACAAGGCCAUUUCCAAAUCACAAGUUCAUAGAAGAGUUGGAAAACAGUGCAGUAUAACCUGCAUCUGGGUCUGGCUGUCUGCUAUUGUGCUCAGUAUCCCUGAACUGAUAUUUAAUCAAGUGAAGAAAAACAAUGACAGGAAUGAAUGCCUUCCGGUAUUUCCAGUGAACAUGGAAACACUCUUAAAAGCAACCAUUCAAAUCCUGGAAAUUAUCCUGGAAUUUCUGCUUCCUUUCCUAGUAAUGCUGACCUGCUAUUCAGCUACUGCUAGAGCAAUCUUUAGAUCUCCAAAUGCUAAAAAAUCUAGACCCUUCAUAGUCCUGCUGGCAGUAGUGGCCACUUUUAUUAUUACUCAACUGCCUUACAACAUUGUUAAGUUCUGGCGAGCCAUAGAUACCAUCUACCUGUUGAUUACUGACUGUGAUGCAAGUAAAACUACAGACAUUGCACUCCAAGUAACCAAGAGCAUAGCUUUGUUUCACACCUGCCUGAACCCUCUUCUGUAUGUCUUUCUGGGUGCCUCUUUUAAAAUGCAUAUUAUGAAAAUAGCAAAAAAUUAUGGAUACUGGAGAAGACAACAACAGAAUGGAAUAACUGAAGAAAUUUCUAUGAAUUAUGAAGACCAUACAGAAGAAACAGUUAGCUUCACUAUAUAGACAGUCAAUUACUUCCAUUAUCUUAUAUAACAAAGGAAUUAUUUACUAAUUAAAGGGGUAUUGUUUCCACAUCUGUUUUGCAAGUCAACUUUCAGAUGAAUUUCUGGACCUACGAACUAGCCAAAACAGUACAAUGCAGUUCAAAAUGGAACACGUUGGUCAAAAGCAAGCAUCAGGCAAGAACUGUAUACUGGAAGUGCUAGAAGCAACUAGAGAUAGUUACUUAAAUCUUUUUUUAAAGGAUCACAGUACUAGGCUAUUAUAUAGCUGAGUAAUCAAUCAUCUGUAGAUACCUAAAAUGGAAAAAGAAACCAACAGCAAUAAAACCACAGUACAGGAACUUUUAUAUCAAAAGUUAGUAAUUUUCAUGCCUUUAAAAUGUAACACUGUAGGUGUGUUUCUGUAUUUUGUAACUGCUUGGAACAUUUGCCUAAAAAAUAAUUUCCAUGUUUUUCCCUAGCUAUCAUCCCAUAGAUAACCUUGCAGCAAUGAAUGAAAUGAGGCAUCAGUUCACAGCUGAGAAUUAAGUUAGGAGAAAAGAACAAAAAAAGCUAUUGUGUGUUUCCACAUAUAUAUAGCAACAACAACAUCCCUCCAUGAAAACUAACAACUCCUUCUUGGUAACCACCUAAAACGACCUUUCAUCUCUCCCUUUCAUUUUCUGCUCACCCUGGACUUCAGCAAGCCCAGUGUCCCCCAAGAGGCACAUUCCAGAUCUCUGGUUCCAAUUCUAGAUUCAUAUGAGGUGAUUAUCCAGGAUCUCAUUCCUGUCACUUCCAAAAAAAAAGGGGGGGGGGCCCUCAGCUUUCAUCUCACUCGUACAAAAAUCCUUGGGCAACAAGUAUCAAGGCAACCAAGGAAUGGCCUUACAUUUUUCAGUGAUCAUGUAUCUUAAUUUUGAACAGGGAGCCCUAUGAUCUAUUACAAAAAUACAGACUUUUAUAUGCACCUUUAUUGCAUGUCUGUGGAUUUUACAGGUGCAGUGGGGGCUCUGAGCUUUUAUACCUAGCUCAAAGAACUCAAAUCACUGGCUGAAAGAAGAGGAUAAACUAUGUGCAGUAGAGCCAGAUGCAGACAGCUAUAGUCCUUCAGAGAUACAUAUAUAUCUCCAGAAUGAAAGCCAUAUCCCCCUUGUAACUAAACUAACUCCAUUUGAUAUCCAAGGAUAACCUCAAGAAAAAAAUCUUAUGCAGCUGAUACAGAAGAUAACGUAAUAAAAAUAAAGUCCCUAGCACUAAAACAAAUUUGAUAGCCAUUGAAUUCCUAGAGACUCUCAGUACAAAUACAGUAUGAGGAAAGACAUCAGUUGGUAACGGACUGCAAGAGGGAAGGUAGAAGAUGGGUGGCCAGUAUUUGAUUCCACAGUGGGGAAGUUACACAUUGUUCACUUAAUUAACAUCAUUAAGAGAGGCAAUGCACUGUAGAUUUGCCCAAGAACUGUAUGGUUAAAUAAACUGAAGAUUGUGUUCACUGUGAUAAAAGCCAUAAACAAGUGUGUGUCUAUAUACAAAACCUACCUACUUCUUCAAUCUUUUUUAUUAUCUUUGCUCUGCCCAAAGUUCUAACAAGCACUCAUAUUCCAAGUGUUACUCCUCUAGAGCAUGCAUAAAACAAACUAUUUCCUUGGCUAUGCAAUGGCACCAUGUGAAGAUUUGGCUUGGUAAAUGUCAAAACAGUAUAAAGUAUUAGCAAGAAUAUGAGAAAGAGUUUUAGACUAAUCUUCUGACACAAGACCUGGAAUUUCUAGUAGGAAUUUGUAAAAUGAAUCAGACAUUGCAAUAACUAUAAUCUCCUAAAAUAAAAUAUAUGAAGACAUAAUAAAAUG